AUUUACUUUUGGAACUUUGUUUGUGCUCUGUAUGAUCUCAAAGUCUGUGAUGAGAAGGAAAAAAGUUUCUGUAUCAUUCUUGUCCAUUCAAGAGCACAAUUAGUUGCACAAAUGGUAUUUUUGGUUUUGUACUACUGCCAAUCUUAACACUCUCCCCUUUAGUUUGUGUUCCUCAUUAAACAUCUUUGUCUUGCAUCUGUGUUUAUUGUUUUCCUUAACAUUUUUGUUGGAUGUACAGGGAACACUAAGAGAUCUCAGUAAGGGAGGAAGGAAUCUUUCUCUGGAUCAAACUGAGUCUGAAACCCCACACGAUGUCAAGCCUUCAAUAAUGGAUGGAGAUUACUCCAGCAACCAAGAUAAGCAUGAAACUUCUGGAAAUCCUUCUAAGGGUGUUACAGAAGGAUCAAAUAAUCCUUUAGUCAACCCAGAUGAAGAAGGGUUGCACAGAUCUGCGGAUCUUACACACACCCUGCCCUUGGGAAUUGUUCAUCCUUCUGAAGAUGAUGAACAGGUAUAACUUGACAACUAACUUCCAAGUAGGAUGCAAUGUCCUUGCCCAGACAUUAAUUUGCUCCCCUCUACAUCUGCAACAUUAGGUGUUGUACUCCCCUUUAAAGUAUUAGUGUACUUGAAAUGUAAAUUACCAUAGCUUCCUUCCAUAUUAUUCAGAAAAGAGAAUUUUACUAAGACUUAAGACUGAUACAUGAUAUCUGAUGUACUUGCUGUUGGGAUCUGCAGGAACCUCUGGUUGAGCUCGCUAAUCCUUCAGAUACAGAUAUUGACAUUCCUUCAAACUUCGAUUAGAAGGUUGCAACCUUCUCUGCUCCAAAUAACAUAGGGAGGUGUGGAUACAAGAUGAACUAUAUCCAUUUAGUUUCUCUCAUGUCCCUGUGCUCUAUACAGAUCAGAAAGUUACUGGUGCUUUGUAACGGAGCAACCAUAGCGGAAUGGGAGUUGUGCCAUAGGUAGUAAACAACCAUAGAAUUGAAUUCUAAGUACAGUAAUCAGCUAGUGACUGCAAAAGACAUGCUUCUGCUUUCAAGCUGACGUUAGAUACUGUGAAUUAUCGUGUUGCUGAUAUUAGUGCUGGAAUCUGUGUACAAAUUGUUAGGAUAAAGACUCGAAUAUUUUUACCCGUUCAUAGCAUUGUGUUUAUACUUGCAAAAGGGUUAGUUCGGUUUAGUUGAUUUUACCAGCUUAUAGCCUUUUUUUUUCUUUUCUUUUCUUUUCUUUUCUUUUCUUUUUCUCUUUUUUUCUUUAAACAGUUGGUUAGGUUAAAUGGAAACAUCAACCCACGGGCUGAUUUCAAAUUGAUAUCAACUGUAUUAGCUAAUAGCUAUAACUAUUAACUGUUUUUGUUAGACAAAUCAAAUAGAACCCAAGACUUUGU
Rubroshorea leprosula is the source of this 1390-nucleotide messenger RNA. The record is from the annotation of a GenBank genome assembly. Lineage: Eukaryota; Viridiplantae; Streptophyta; Magnoliopsida; Malvales; Dipterocarpaceae.